CCGCAGGUAUGGGUAUAGGCUAUGUUGCUACUGCGGUAAAUAAAUAUUCAUAAAUAAAUCUUUAAAAUUAUUUUUAAACGACUCCCGAGAAAACUGAAAGGGCGAAAGCUGUAAACCGAUCUGAUAUCCAGUACCGUAUAUCUUUCAAAUCUAUCUUAAUUACUGCACUUUACUUAAUAAACGCGGGCGCAGCGGUGGGGCUCAUCGUGCUAAGCAUUAGGAAUACGCUCCCACCGCACCUCUAAUUACUCUGCGUGGGUUCGCAGGUUUGAAUCCCAUGAGGUGAUGGUUAUAACCGCUGGUCGGUUACUCUCCCCCGGGUCCCGGGAUAAAUAUGUAUAUCAGUAUAUCCUAUCCUAAAGCAAUCAACCAAUUCAUUUUGGUUCUAGUAUAAAACAAAAUUAAAGUCACUUUUUGUUUGGUACCGUAACCUGAUAACUGACUACUGGACUAUGUCAAAUACUGAAAUAAGAGCUACUUUGCUAUUAACACAUACAUAUGAUAUAUUUAUUGUGACUAGUUCUCCUUCAUGCAGUCAUGACUUAAUUAUACCAUUCCAUAAUUUUCGAGUUCUAAUGUAAAACUAAAUUCGUCUUCUAUGAUGAUGAGUGCCUAUUGUGUGAGAAGAUGUCUUGUAGUAAGGUCUUCAAAAGAUUUAAUUUAUACGUCAAGAUUUUCAAUGUCAUCUCAUGAAAUCAGAAAAAAGUUCAUUGAUUUUUUUCAUAAACAACACAAUCAUGAGUUCAUUUCUUCAUCAUCGGUCAAACUUCUCAGCGAUCCCUCAUUACUUUUUGUCAAUGCCGGAAUGAACCAGUUUAAGCCAAAAAUAUUAGACACUAUUGAUCCAAAUGACAAAAUGUCUUCAUUACGACGAGCUGUUAACAGUCAAAAAUGUAUACGUGCAGGAGGUAAGCACAAUGAUUUGCAAGAUGUUGGUAAGGACACAUCACAUCACACAUUUUUUGAAAUGUUGGGUUCAUGGUCUUUUGGAGAUUACUUUAAAGAAAAAGCUUGCGAGAUGGCACUUGAAUUGUUGACUGAACAAUUUAAAUUACCCGUAGAUAGAUUGUAUUUUACCUAUUUUGGAGGGGAUGAUUUACAAAGACUAGACACUGAUACGAGUACAAGAGAUGUGUGGAAAUCUCUUGGAGUACCCAGUAAGAACAUUUUACCAUUUGGAUUUAAAGAUAAUUUCUGGGAAAUGGGAGAUAAAGGGCCAUGUGGGCCUUGUACAGAGAUUCAUUAUGAUUAUGCCGGAAACGGGCGAGAUUUGGUAAAUGCUGGUCAUUCAGACGUUGUUGAAAUAUGGAAUUUAGUAUUUAUGCAAUACAAUAGAAUUUCAAAUGGAGAUCUGGUAUAUUUACCAACAAAUCAUGUUGAUACAGGAAUGGGAUUGGAACGAAUUACUGCAAUUUUGCAGAAUAAGAAAUCAAAUUAUGAUACAGAUUUAUUUCUACCUAUUUUGAACCAAAUUGGAGAAAUUUGCAAUUGUCCAAAAUAUCAAGGUACAAAUACUCCUAUAGACGAAGCAUACAGGAUUGUUAGUGACCAUAUACGUAUGCUAGUAGUUGCAAUAUCUGAUCAUGUUUAUCCCGGGAAUGCAGGGGCUGAGUUAAUCUUGAGGAGAGUGUUACGUCGAGCUUACCUCAAAUCAAAACAAAUAUUACAUGCUCCUGAUGGACUUUUAUGUGAAUUAGUUCCAAUUGUAGUAGGUUUCUUAUCGUCACAUUAUCUGUACAUGAAAGAUCGUCAAAUUGACGUAAUAAGAAUAAUUCGCAACGAAGAAGAUAGUUUCAUUAAUGUUCUAAAAAAGGGUGAAAAAAUAUUCAAUAAAGCUAUAAAGAAUAUUAGUAAGGAAAAAAAUUUUCCAAUGGAAACUGCUAUUCUACUGUAUAAUCAUUAUGGAUAUCCCAUUGAAUUAAUAAUAAAUAAUCUUAACGAGAAAGAUAUUGUUUUGGACAUUGAUGAAUUCAAUAGAUAUCAAGAAGGCCGAGAAGAGUUGAAACAAUCAGGAAGAGAAAUCGAGAAUAAACAAAUGAAACAAAAUAUUGAAAUUACAUCAAAUAUUAUCAAUGAUAUGAGGUCGAAAAAUAUUCCUGCCACAGAUGCACAACCAAAAUAUAUUACUGUAAGAAAUAAUGAUACUAGGUCAUAUAAUUUUCCAUCAUUAGCUUCAAAAUUGUUAUGUGUUAUUUCAAGCGAAGGCAAAUUAUUGGACACUGUCGAACCUGGUCUCCACUGUGCUCUUGUUUUUGAUAAAAGUUCUUUCUAUUAUACUGAUGGUGGACAAGUUGCAGACAAGGGAUCAGUGGAUGUUGAUAACACAGAAGCCUUCAGUAUAUUGGAUGUCACUUACGCUGGAGGGUACAUAUUUCAUCAUGGAUACAUUUCUAGAGAAUGUAUGAGUCUAAAAGUUGGGGAUGAGGUUAAAUUAUCGCUAAAUCCAGCAAGAAGACAGGCAUGCAUGCGGGCUCACACUGCAACUCAUAUUAUUAACCAUGCAUGGAGAGAAAUUAUCGGAUCUGAUAUUAUUCAACAAGGAUCGAAAGUAGAUGAAGAUAGCUUUCGAUUAACUUUGAAUGGACCCACACCAACAAGAUCUCAACUCAAUAAAAUCUUACAAGUAGUUCGCACUCAAAUUUUAUCAGAUGGUAAUGUGGUUGCCAGUAACAUUGCUCUGAAUGAUGCUCUUGAUGAUGGUAACAUCCGAAGACUAACAGACAAUAUAUAUUCUGAUCCAGCUAGAAUUAUUUCUAUUGGUAAAUGUUCUCAAAAUAAUCACUCUGUUGAAUUAUGUGGUGGCACACAUGUUCAAAAAACUGGAGAUAUUGGGCAGUUUGUUAUACUAUCUUGCAAAAGUCAGGGAUUAAAUAGAACAACUGUUAAAUGUUUAACAGGAAGGCCAGCUGAGGACUCAGAAUCAUGCCUGAAAGAUGUCCAGACAAGAGUUUGUAAACAAGUUGAUGAAAGCAAAAAAUUAUUGUCUGAAAAUGAUAUCUCUGUUACGACGUACAAAGAAAUAAAAAAACAAAUUGGACAAUUGUAUCAUGAAGUUAUUAGUGCUGAUGUUUCAACAAUUUGCAAAUCUGAUAUGCAGGCGAAGUUGCGUCAUCAGUCACAACAAUUAUCUACAAAAAUCAAAAGAAUCAGCCGAAAAUCUGGUUGAAGAAUAUAUAUAUACCAACU
This is a messenger RNA of Styela clava, 3186 nucleotides long. Its product is annotated as alanine--tRNA ligase, mitochondrial-like. The record is from RefSeq and is a predicted model, not a curated record. NCBI's taxonomy places the organism in Eukaryota, Metazoa, Chordata, Ascidiacea, Stolidobranchia, Styelidae. Gene Ontology annotation, molecular function: nucleic acid binding; ATP binding; aminoacyl-tRNA deacylase activity. Gene Ontology annotation, biological process: alanyl-tRNA aminoacylation. Gene Ontology annotation, cellular component: cytoplasm; mitochondrion.